AUGGCUCAAACCAGGUUGCAACACAACUUGCUUGUCGAAAAGGAUGCAGCCAGCACGGCCGUUUCUACGAGUACUCCCAAGAGUCCAUGCUGUAUUACUCCUACUCUCAAUGUCGGAAAGUGGGAGUCUUCCCCCGAUCAAAAUGCCACUCAACCACACCAGGAUGCCACAUGUGCCGCUUGUAGCAUUGGCAUCAAUGCCACUUGGCAGCACUCGUUGCUGGCAGCCCAGGAGCUAGACGAGAUAGCGUCUGUAGGGAGGCUAGGGAGCGACAUGGGCAUUAUUACAGCGCAAUCCGCGUCUACGUUGAGUAUUUGCGCAGAACAAGUCACCAAUGACGAGGGGCUUGGCCGCCAGCAGGGCCAGAGGCCAUCGCUUGUUGCUGAGACGGUUGGAGGCGAGCCGUCACAAAGAACCUGCAAUGGCCAUGACACACCCCCCUCCCCGAGCAUCGGCACCGUCUGCCGCCAGAGCCUUUUGGAAUCCCUGCCACUACGCGAAAGAGUAAAAGGUGCCGCCCCCUGGUCGCAGCGCUGGCAUCAUUCGAACCCUGAAGUGUCUUGGUUUUGGCGUGUCGUCAAUUUGCCAUGGCCGAGACACUCGUACAUGUUCCGUACCGUACUCGCGGUACAGUAG
Molecule: messenger RNA, 636 nt
Organism: Trichoderma virens Gv29-8
Lineage: Eukaryota; Fungi; Ascomycota; Sordariomycetes; Hypocreales; Hypocreaceae
Exons: 2
Coding region: 1-636 (211 amino acids)
Source: RefSeq, a predicted model, not a curated record